AUGGCCAACAACGAUAACGCUUCCAAUGAUGGUGCGGGCCGUACCCGUCGUGGUUCCUUCACCCAGCAAACGUUCACAUCCAUCUUUGGUGCCAGAUCCAAUAGCUUCGCUGGCGGUGCGGCACCUACCGCUCCCUUCCCAAGUGCUAUCAAUACCGGCUCACCACAAGACCAACGUCGCCGCAUGUCCAUUUCAACUCUCGGACUUUCGGGAACUUCCCCUACUCAGACAUCACCAUUCCCCUUCGGAGCUCGACGUGGCAGCGUUUCUACUGCAGGUUCUGAUUCCCUCAACGAGAGUGCGAUUGAUGAUGAUGAUGACCCCUCACGAAGCACACCUACCACGCCGUUUGCCCGAAGAAUGUCUUUUGGUGCACAGGCACUUCGACGUGCUCAACCCAAUGCCAAUCCAGGUACGAAUGGUAGAACUCCUUCUUAUACUACAAGCAAGCCAUCUGCUUUACCUACAAUCCCGUCUGGGCCGCGCAGUGCAGCCGCUCUUGCAGCUCACGAGCAAACCCAGACGGGAAGUGGUAGCAUUACCCCUCCACAAUCUCAAAAACAGGCAAGCACGCAAUCAAAGCCCAGAAUCGCUUCUGACUAUCCCGUUUCUGCUCGAACAGGUGAAGGUAGCGGCUUCAACUGGUCUGAGCAGCUUAGAUCCCGAGCCGAGAGUUCCGUCUCCCAGAAUACCCGGCCAUCCUUCUCUGCUGUCUCGCCCGGCGGAAGCAAGCCCAUUCAAGCCCAUGAUCGUACUAAGAGCGUCAGCGAUUUGCCGGUCCCUCCAGCAGCUAUGCCAGUUUCUCGGACCCCACCGAAGCCCGCUAGAAAGAAGCCUGAUGCCUUCCAGGAGCGUAUUCUGAAGGGCGAUUUCUACAUGGACUGA
Molecule: messenger RNA, 885 nt
Organism: Glarea lozoyensis ATCC 20868
Lineage: Eukaryota; Fungi; Ascomycota; Leotiomycetes; Helotiales; Helotiaceae
Exons: 1
Coding region: 1-885 (294 amino acids)
Source: RefSeq, a predicted model, not a curated record